Cyphellophora attinorum is the source of this 2901-nucleotide messenger RNA. RefSeq names its product Succinate dehydrogenase [ubiquinone] iron-sulfur subunit, mitochondrial. Gene Ontology annotation, molecular function: iron-sulfur cluster binding; zinc ion binding; electron transfer activity. NCBI's taxonomy places the organism in Eukaryota, Fungi, Ascomycota, Eurotiomycetes, Chaetothyriales, Cyphellophoraceae. Gene Ontology annotation, cellular component: mitochondrial membrane. Gene Ontology annotation, biological process: aerobic respiration; tricarboxylic acid cycle; regulation of DNA-templated transcription. The coding region runs from base 1 to 2901 and encodes 966 amino acids. The record is from RefSeq and is a predicted model, not a curated record. The transcript is spliced from 4 exons.
AUGAACACCAUGUCCGCCCUGCGCGCAGCAAGUCGGCUAGCCGCGCCCUCUUCCCGAUCAGUCCUUCGACCUGCUUUCGCGGCUUCAGCACGAACAUACGCCACAGUCACUGAAUCUGUCGAAACCGGUGGAGGCCGACCCGUCACUCCCGCGUCGCAGACCAAGACGGUCCAAGAGCCCGCAAAGGAUGCCGACGCCAAAAUCAAGACUUUCCACAUCUACCGCUGGAAUCCAGAUGAGCCAACCGCGAAGCCGCGAAUGCAGAGCUAUACGCUAGAUCUAAACAAGACGGGUCCAAUGAUGCUGGAUGCGUUGAUCAGAAUCAAGAACGAAGUUGAUCCGACAUUGACAUUCAGGCGGAGAAUCGCGCAUCUACCACUACCACAUACCUAUGUGGUGAAGGAUCUGGUGCCCGAUCUCACCCAAUUCUACAAGCAGUACAAGUCCAUCAAGCCAUACCUCCAGCGCGACACCCCUUCGCCAGAUGGCAAGGAAAACCGCCAAUCACCCGCCGAGCGCAAGAAGCUCGACGGUCUCUACGAAUGCAUUCUCUGCGCCUGCUGCUCAACAUCAUGCCCAUCAUACUGGUGGAACGCAGAUCAAUAUCUUGGACCCGCUAUUCUCUUGCAGAGCUACAGAUGGUUGGCUGACUCACGUGACGAGCGGACUGCCGAGCGGAAGGAGGCGCUGGACAACAGCAUGAGUUUACGCAAGAAAUGCGACGAGACGAAACCAGAAUGCAAGCGGUGCACAUCCACUGGGAGGAAAUGCGACGGCUACGAGGGACAGACUGUCGAGAACCACACUGCGACGACACGGCAACCUAACCCCCAGACCGCUGUGAGGAGAGGUACCACCAACUCCUCAUCUACAACGGAUCCCAACACACCUGAUUCUGGUGUCGAUGUUAGAGGUCCGAGAUCUUCAUCGUCACACUCACCGACCACGACAAAUAAAUCGUCGCCGACUAGCGAAGAUGUGCGAUUACUACGUACGCCUUACAGCAGACAAUCGCUUACUACCAACUCUUUCAGCAGUCCUGCGGAUCAGUACAGUUUUACGUUCUUCCAGCAUCGGACAGGUCCUGAGUUUGCAGCCUACUUUGACUCUUCGAUAUGGCGCUCUUUCAUACUCCGAGCCUGCUUCCAGCAUCCGACUGUGCUAGCCGCCGCAGCCGCCGUCGGCGCAGUCCAUCGCCGUUUCGAACUAGGCAUCACACCAGAAGCAUUCGCGUUUUGCACUAUCGCUGACCAGCAGCACGAACGUGCCCUCAAGCUGCUCGCGGCAGAUAAGGCGUCUAAUCACCCUUCCGCGCCCGAGAUCACGAUGCUUUCGCAUAUGCUUCUGAGUGUGUUUGAAACCUUCCAAGACAACAACGAAAAGGCGCUCGAACAUACCACUACUGGUCUGCGUCAGAUCUUCCGGCGGCCAACAGUCACAACGCACCGCGAAAGUCGCUACAAAGCCCUCCAAGUCGGCUAUACACCGCUGUACACCUUCGUACAAUCGCUCGAAAAGCUGUCCAACAAGGCGCCUUUCUUCGGAAGUUCUCCCGCCACAGAUACCGCCCCUGCAUUCCACAGCCAGUUGUUCUUCCCUCUGAGCGAUCCAGCACUCGGUCUCGAACCCACACCCAUCCCAGUAGCUUUCUCCUCCCUCGCAGAAGCACGCGAUUUUCUCUUCACCGAAGCACUCUGGAUCUGGGCCGCUUGGCACUCCCUGAGUCUCGGCACCAAUACCAGCUUUUCAACCCAACACAAUCACAUCGAGCGCCUCCUCGCUUGGUCAAUGUCGUACGCCGAGUUUACCAAAUCCGCACCCCUGAGUCCAUCCCCAGCACAGAAGCGCCGCGAGAAGCAACAAUCUCACCUUCUCAAAACGUACCGUGAAGCACUCUACCUGACACUACUCACGCAGCUUGCUUUCCACGACUCCUCCUCGGGCAAGGAAAUCGUGCCUCUGUGUUUCCCACCGGAAAGCUGCGACUGCCAUCGCAGCUGUCGGGACUACGCAGAGCGGAAGAGUGCUCUGAAUGCGCACUUUGCACGAUUGGUUGUGCUCAGCGAGUCGUUGUUUGCGGUUGAUCCCACCUCUCCGCAAGCGGCUGAGAAGACGAACUUUGCUUACGACACGGAGCACUCCAUAUCAGUGGAUACGGGAAUUGGGCCACCAUUGUGGAAGGGAGGUGAGAGCGGACAACACAAGUCGACGAAGGUGCGGCAUCAGGUUGUGGGGUUGUUGGGGAGGGACAGGUUGGUGGCAGAUGUGUGGAGCAAGAUGGGCAUCUACAGCAUUGCGGAAAAGCUGUCGGCGGUGGAAGAACAUGCGAUCGUGGCGGCGGGAGGUUUGGAAGGCCUAAUGCCAAGGGGCAGAGGUGGUGUCGCGCAUGCUGGGCUUCGGCCAGAUGGCGUGAGGCUUGCACGGGAUGGUAUGGGCGGGAUGAGUGCGAUCGCCACCUCCGCGAUGAUGAAGAACCCUAGUGAACGGCAUUUGGUUGUGGGACCGGUGGACGUGGAGAGAGUAGGGAUGAUGGGGGAGGGAUUUGAGCCGAAUUUGGAGCCAUUCGAGAUCAACACGACGAGUCUGCUUGAUCAGGACUUGUCGAUGGACGGAUAUCUGGACCCAUCGAUCCUUAACACACCCGCCCAUGGCGCAGUCAACGACUUCGGAGACUUCGGGAUUGGUGAGGAAGACGACGACGCGGACUCAGUGAUUCACAACGAUAUGACGGGCUGGUUCAGAGGGCAGCCGAACUGGAUGGCUGGGACUCAGGGACUGGGAGAUCCGAAGUGGGUGGAUUAUACUUGUUUUCUGGAGGAGGGGAGGCUCUUGGUGAGGUAUUGUCAGGAGGAUGAGUUGGGAGGGUUAGUUUGGACGCAGGAGUGGGUGAAAUUUCGGUGA